UAUUUGUAUAAUAGUUGUUUUCUGAGAGAAGUUAUAAAAUUCAUAAUGGCUGGCAAAACAGGAUCAACUUCUGCAAAAGAUACUGAAGCAGUGGGAGAUUUGUAUAAAUUUCUUGCCUUUAUCGCUAUUGGAUUUGGUUUGACAUUGUACCUACAAGUGCUUCGUAAUCGUCAAUACUGGAUUAUCAUGGAAACUGUCUUGGGUGUUUUGUCCUUGCUCAUGAUCCCCUUUGCUGGCACCACAAUAUCUUUUUAUGUUAAUUAUGAUGUCGAUAGCCUCAGCAUAUUCCUGUUACGAAUCAUGCUUCUUGCAAAAGUUUCUCAAACUGCAGCCUUAUUUUUGACCAGGAGAUCUCGUGACCCAACUGUAGCAAUUGCCAUAUCAACAACGAAUAUCUUGUCUCGGGCCGCAUUGUUGAUGUGCACUCUGUAUGGACUCUACUACACCAAAAAUGUAUCAAAAUUUGCUUUGAAAUGUGAUUUGGUAACUGUGUCACUUCUGAUCAUUGGUGAUCUGUUUCAAUUAUCCAAGUUGUCAACCAGAGAAGGCAGCCUCACUGUGGGAGAUCCUACAAGUCUUCACUUAUCAAUUGAUGGAUUACUCACAUUUAUACUUGGUACCUGGGUCUUUGGAUUCCCAAAAAUGUUCCUCUCAAUUGUGAAUCCCAGUAUUGCAAUUCGAGAAGGACAUGUGGGAACGACUCAAGUUUUUGGAUCCUUUGUAUGUGGUUUAUCUGUGCUCUCCUUUGCUGCUUUGUGUUUCAAAAAUAAUGAUGAUGCAAUAAGUGUUCUGAAAUCCAAGUUAUUGCUGUAUGCACCCGUCAUACUUCUGGCUGCUGUCAACUAUGUUUUGGAUUCACAAUAUCAGCAUCCAGGACACACUAUACCAGUUAUUGGAGGAAUGGGAGUUUUGUGUUUGAAUGCUGGAUAUGCUGUCUGGGAUUAUGAGAAGGAAAAAUUGUAUUAAUGUCAGAUAAUGUUCUCAUCCAUUCAUCUUCUGUGUUUAGGAGUUGCGAAAGAAAAGCUGUGUAUAAUUAUAUUUGAUAAUGUAACCAACAAGAAAACCAACAAUUUAACUACAAAGUGUUUUCAUUUGAAUAUUGAAUUUCGAUUUCAUCAUAUUAUUGAAAUUCUGUGGUUAUGUUUUGAAACAUGCUCUUAUUUAAAUGAGAUCUGACAAGGUUUUGAAGGAUGUUAAGGUAGUGUUAUGUAAGCUAGAGUAAUGUUUCAUAUUAUUUCAUUCUAUCACACUGGGUCAACCUCAUGUGAUUAUAUUUUCUGAAAUGCCUAUUCUUUAUAGACCAUACUUCUUUUAGACCCUUCUUGCACAGAAUGUUUUACCUGAAUUUCUUUAGUAUUCAUUCAUUCACGUAUAAUCCUAAUAAUAUUCAAAAUGGUGUGAUUUCUAGUGAACCUUUUUAUGUAAUAUAAUGGUACUGGAGUUAUAUACCUAUAUAUUCUUGUAUUUAAAAUGCAUCAUGUAACGUAGUUGUUUUAUAUCAUUGCCUUUUUAGCUUUUGGUGUGGUUUUAUUGAUUUUAACAUACUAAUUAUUUGUAAAAUAACCUGAGAAUUGCAAAAGUGAGCACAUUUGUAUGCUUAGCACAAGUUUUUUUACAUUUUUCUAGGCGAGUUACAGGCAAUUGUAUAAUAAAUAAUUUUAUUUUAAAAAAUAGGGUUCAUUGUAGCAUUUUUAUGACAUGAUACUUUAGUUUGUAUAUCUCUAAUCGUUUUGGGAAAAAUAUGAAAUUUGUGUAUAAAUUUUUUUUUUGUAUUUUUCAUAACAAAUUUUGUACCCACGCCGUUAUCAAAAUUCGGGCAAUUUGAUUUGAUACUUGCAUUUUUAUUCUAAUAUGCUUUAUUGAUACUGGGUACCAUGAAUGCGCAUGCUGCUAUUACAAUGUGUAAAUUUUUGGGCAUAUUGAUUGACUAAUCAUAGAGAAUAGACAAUUGCAUUUGCCUGUUGUAUCUUUGUGGUAUUAGCAGGUGCUUUUUUGAGAAUUCUAUUGAAUGCAUUUUCAGAAACCAAGUGUUUGUUACUGAUGAGUAUAUUCUGAAAAGCAAAUACUGGUAUUUUUCUAUUUAUUUCAUCAUAGCCUUUUCUGGAAACUUUUUUAUUUAUGUCAGUUAGGACAAAAUUGAAUUAUAAUUUUUGUGUUUCCAAUCAUUGUUCACAAUAAAUGCUCAAAUAUUAGAAUAUCAUUCUCUCUUUAUGGCAGAGAAAAAAAAGUCAAAAAUAUUGGUUCAAUAUAUUUUCAGAAUUUUUAAAAUACUAUUUGUUAUUAGUGUUAUGGGCCUGUGAAGUAAAAUUAUGAAAUUCCAAAUGAUUUAUAGCUUUCUGCAUUUUGAAAAUGAAAGUUUUGAAAAGUGGAUAUAAUAUAAAAAUAUGGGAUAUAAUUUGGAUCAUUUGGCUAUUCAACAGCCCGUAAUAUUUCACUUUGCUUACUACUAACAUUAUUUCAUUCCAAAUUAGGAAUUUUGCACUUUUCUUAUCAACAUAAGCAAUACUAUAACUAUCAUAAUAAUAAAAUACAGUAACAUUAAUCAAUCAUUAUAUGGUGUUGUUACUAUUUUGGUGUUUCGUAUGCAUUAUAUAGUAACACAUGAGUAAUUUAUUAUUAAUGCUUCAUGCUGAGCAACAGGAAAUCUUAGCCAUUAAUCUUCCAUUUUUAAGUGUAAUUUGAUUCUUUUAUGCUGAUUUAUAAAAAAUGACUAAUUUGAAGACUGGAUGAAAUAAUCAGCAUCACUGGUCUAUGCAGUCACAUAGUAACGAACUGCCAUCCAGUGCCAUGUAUCAUAGUAUUACUUUUCAAAAUAUGGGUUUUCAAAUAUAUAGUGUACUAAAAUACUUGUACUGAAAUAUCAAAUUUUUGGUGAAAUUUAGGUGUGUCUGCUAGUAUUUUAUUUACUUUUCUUUUGAUAUUAUCUCAAUGUUGGCUCAUUUCAUUGGUAUUAUUAAUAAUGAAAAAGUGGUUACUAAAAAUCUGAAUGAUAAAUUGCCCCUCAAAUUGAUGCAACAUUUUAUAAUUUGCUUUUGUAUUACUGAAAAGAAAUUUUUCUUUCUAGUUUGCUUGAAUUCCGGAUAUAGAGUCAAUUUGCUCAAUUUUUUGGUUCAAAGCAAAGCUCUUUCUGCUGUCUGUGUGAUUUGUUCUAAUCAUGUAUAUACAUAGUUAUUGAAAUUCAAAAUUACUGAAUUAUUGUAUCAUUGAAAUUUGAACCAUUUAUUUCCGUCUCUUGAAUGUAGAAAUGAGUAAGUGUUUGAUAAAAUUGAUAUUUAUCUGUAUAUAUAUCAAAUUUAACAGUAUAAAAUUAUAUGCAGAAACAGUUUUCAGACGUGCAUUGUUGAUAAAACUUAAAUACUAUUGAUCGUUAAUUUUGUUUCAAAUUACAUCUUGCUCAUACUUUUGGUUGCAUAUCAAUUUGGACUUGGCUAUUUUGACAUUUUGUACAAUUUAUAUUGAAUUGCUGGAAGAAAGAAAUAUUUUAUUUUGCUAAAUUCAAAGUUCAAAUUUUUUAGAACAGUCUUGUCAAAUUUCUUCAUUGUAUGCUGAAAUAUUUUGAUGAGUUUUUAUACAUCAUCCUUUGUGUUAUGUUUAUAUACAGGAGCUGUAUCGUAGAAUCUAGAAUGUCUUCUCAGGAAAUUUGAGAUUUGAAAAUAACCUUACUAUUUGAACGUGCCUUGAAUAUAAUACUUCCAUUUAAUUUCUGAAUUGUUACUGUAUUUUCAUUGUAUUGUAGA
Messenger RNA from Styela clava, 3737 nucleotides. RefSeq lists its product as uncharacterized. NCBI's taxonomy places the organism in Eukaryota, Metazoa, Chordata, Ascidiacea, Stolidobranchia, Styelidae. The record is from RefSeq and is a predicted model, not a curated record.